Saccostrea cuccullata (small rock oyster) is the source of this 2130-nucleotide messenger RNA. RefSeq lists its product as uncharacterized. The coding region runs from base 1 to 2130 and encodes 709 amino acids. Gene Ontology annotation, molecular function: DNA binding; DNA-directed DNA polymerase activity; nucleotide binding. The transcript has 3 exons. Gene Ontology annotation, biological process: DNA replication. The record is from RefSeq and is a predicted model, not a curated record. NCBI's taxonomy places the organism in Eukaryota, Metazoa, Mollusca, Bivalvia, Ostreida, Ostreidae.
AUGUUUAUGUCCGAAGAUCAUGUGUGUUACAUGAAGACCACAGAAGAGGAAGAAGAAACCAAGCUGUUGAAAAGAAAAUGGAAGAUCACGGUCGAUGAAGGCGACGAACAACUCAAACAGUGGAUAUUUUUCGAUUUUGAAUGCACACAGGAUGACAUGAUCCAGUGUGAUGAGGGUUAUUCUCCCCAGAUAUCCAUAAAAAUGUGGAAAUUGUCAUCGCAAAAACUGUCACUCAAAUCCGUGUGCGAAGAAUGCAUUGACGAAGACGAGAUCAACGAGCAUAGCUACUGUUCAUUAUGCCAAUACAAGCAACACAUUUUCAAUGGUCCAAACACACGUGACGACUUCUGUAAAUGGCUGUUCUCGGACGAAAACGAAGGAGCCAAAGUCUUCUGUCAUAACUUUCGAGGGUACAAUAGCUAUCCCAUCGUCAGUUACUUGUACGAGAACGCCAUCUUGCCGGAGGUGAUCAUGAAUGGGUCCAAAUUCAUGAGCAUCGAGAUACCUCAUCUCAAAAUGAAAUUUCUGGAUUCCAUGAAUUUCAUACCCAUGGCUCUCUCAAAGAUGCCAAAGGCGUUUGAUAUACCUGAAGUCGCCAAGGGCUAUUUUCCACAUCUAUACAAUCGAAAAGAAAACCAAAGGGCUAUCAUGAAUCACCUACCAGACGUACAGUUUUAUAAUGCAGAUGGUAUGAUGCCUGAUGAUCGCACCAAGUUUCUCCAAUGGUACGAAGAACAUCAACACGAUAGUUUUGAUUUUCAGAAAGAAAUAAUAAAAUAUUGCCAGUCUGAUGUCGAUAUUCUCAGGCGAUGGUGUCUCAAAUUCCGCGACAUCUUCAUGGACAUGACGUCACGAGAUGAUCGGGACGGCUUUGACCCUUUCGAGCGCUGCAUCACCAUUGCCUCGGCUUGUAAUCUGGUAGAGAUCCAGCAUGCAGGCAACAUGGGAGAAAAAGUGAUUGGACCAUACAGAGUCGAUGGAUACUAUGAAAUAGGGGAUCAGAAAGUAGUAAUGGAAUUCCAUGGUGAUUAUUGGCACGGUAACCCCAAAUGUUAUUCUGCCAACACCCUCAAUAAAGUUGUGGGAAUGACCAUGGGAGACCUCUAUCAGAGAACCUUGGAAAAGAGAAGUUACUUGGAAUCUUUGGGAUAUACUUACCUGCAGAUGUGGGAGUCUGAUUUUGAUCGGGCCGUAGAGUCCACAGACAAAAUGAAGUCUUUUAUAGAGCACCUAGAGUUAACCUCGCCCUUACAACCUAGAGAUGCAUUUUUCGGCGGAAGAACCGAAGCCUUUAAACUGCAUGCCCAGGCAAAUGAAGACACCGAUAUCAAAUAUUUUGAUGUGACUUCACUCUAUCCCUUCAUCAAUAAAAUGGACAAGAUUCCAUUGGGACGCCCCCAGAUCGUGACUGAAAAUUUUGAUGUUCUUCAAAACUACGAAGGCCUCGUCAAAUGCCGCAUCCUUCCCCCAAAACAUCUAUACAUGCCAGUUCUUCCAUCGAAAAUCAACAAUAAGCUCCUGUUUGGCCUCUGUCGAACGUGCAUGGAGAAACACAUGCAGACCUGUGAGCACACCGAUCGGGAAAGAAUGAUUACUGGAACCUGGGUCACCGAUGAGGUCAAAAAAGCCGUAGAAAUGGGUUACGUAAUAGACAAGAUUUUCGAAGUGUGGCAUUUCGAUCGUAUAUCACAGUACGAUCCACUAGCAAAAUCGGGCGGAGCAUUCACUGACUACGUCAAUACAUUUCUCAAAAUGAAGCAAGAGGCAUCUGGUUGGCCAAAAUGGUGUCAAACAGAAGAAGACAGACACAAGUACAUAGAGGAAUACCACCAAAGAGAAGGAAUUCGUCUCGAAUAUCAUAACAUCGUAUCGAACCCAGGUCUCAGAGCGCUGGCAAAACUUAUGCUUUAUAGUUUUUGGGGUAAAUUUGGUCAGCGAGAAAACAUGCCCAAAACAACGUACGUGACAGAUCCCUGCGAAUAUUUCGAUAUGUUGACUAGCAAUUACCAACAGGUCAAAGACGUCAGCUAUGUGUCCGAAGAGAUGGUACGACUCCACUGGGUCUUAAACGACGAUUUUGUGGAGACCAAUGGUCGAUCGCAGCGUACACUACGGCCCAGGCCCGUCUAA